Molecule: messenger RNA, 4977 nt
Organism: Diabrotica virgifera virgifera (western corn rootworm)
Lineage: Eukaryota; Metazoa; Arthropoda; Insecta; Coleoptera; Chrysomelidae
Exons: 2
Coding region: 126-2354 (742 amino acids)
Source: RefSeq, a predicted model, not a curated record
GUAGUAAACAAAUCCUUAUUCAUUCAAUCUUUCGGUUUCUGGUAGCGUUGCGGAGUUCGAUACGCGCUGCAUACAGACAUUGACGAAAAACCCCGAUAAAUAUAUACGGUGCGUCCGAAAAAAUCAUGACCCGUUGCCGAUAUUAUAUAAUUUUUGUGCUAGUUAUUUUUAUUAGUGUUAUUGUUGGCGAGGAUGUUAGUCAAGAGGAGUCUUUCGAGGAUAAUAAUAGGGAAGUCAGAGAACUUGAUCAAGAGAGAUGGAGAGUCAUAGAUAUCCUUCCAGAAGGUGACGCUGACUGGAUUCCCAAAGAAGACGUACAAAAUCCCAACCAAAUGAAACUAAAGCGUCGAAGACUUAGAAAACGGAAAAGAAGACCACCCCCAGCAGACAGUUCUGAAGAAGUACAGUUUGUCAGAAGAAGAGUGCGACCCUACCGACUAGAACCUUGGGAAGAUGUUAACAUGGAAGACAUGAAACCCAAUAUACGACGAAGAUUACCUCCACAGUAUACAUCUUCAGAAGAUACUAGUGAUAGUGUUAGUGAGGUUCAGGACAGUUAUAAUAAAGAGAAACCAGUAGAACCAGUGGUUGAACAGAAGAAAUUUGAACAGCCCGUAACACUUAGUUCAAUACAGGAUUUGAAGAACUUGUUGAAACAAUCUGGAGGUCAACUUAGUUUAAGCGAACUUUUACAGCAAAAAAAUCUGUCUCUGUCAGAACUUUUGUCAGGUAAUGAGAAAGCAAUAUCAGCUCUUACAGAAAGAUCAAAAACAACUGCAUUCCUUUUAGAAUCCACGACUGAAAUAACAGUUAACAAUAAAUACAAAAGACUACCUCCUUCAAUUGGUUUACGAAAAGACUUUAAUAAAAACGGUGCAGCAGAAGAUACAGUCGCUGAUAGUCUUUCUGAGAGAGAACUCAUGGAAGCUCAAAGAAAGCGGUUUGCGAUUCUUCAACCGAAAGAAAACAAAAUGUAUGCGAAUAUAAUAAAGUUUGAUGUUAUAACAGAACCUACAACUGAAAGGAGAAUUUUUAUACCAGCAAGAACAAAACAGUCUGAAAAACAUCUACCACCAUUAAAAGAAAAUAUAGAAAUGGAAAGCACAGAUGAACCAAUUAUUUCAAGUCCUAAAUUGUUAGCUUCCACAACUACUACAAUUAAAUAUAGUCCUAGUACUAUCUUCGUUCCAAGCACUACGCCAAGAUUGAUAAGAGCCAGAUCAAAGUUACCAACAACUAAUGCUAAACUGAAAUUAUCAACCAAACAAUUAUCGAAUGACGAAAAACAACGUCCUCCAUCUUUGGAAUUUAAUAAACCUAUUCCAAUACAAAUAAGUGAAAUAACAGGCUUAGCUUUCAAAAAUAUUAAGCGAAAUGAACAACAAGCAGAAAAACCCACGAAAAUAUCAAUAGAUUUAGACAAUCACGAACAUCAAUCCAAUGUUAUACCUUCCACAGCACAUGAACCGAUCCAUCAAGAAACAGAAAUAAAUUCUGGCUAUCAAAAUGAAACGUACGUCACAGCCAAACAAGAAAUUAUGGAAGUUAUGAAAGAUCCAGAAAGCCGGGAAAAGUUAUCUAGAAUUCUAGAAAACAGGAACAUGACUUUGGACGAGUUGGUCGAACAGAGAGAAAGAGGUUCCAGUCAACGCCAUUUAGCAGAUAUAUUUCAUAACAACACUAGAGAACCGGAACCAAAAGAUGAACCGCAUGUAGGUCAUAUCAAUGAGGAUUUUUUUACCAACGUAAUACCAACGAACAGACAAGGAAAAAGUACUCAAAUAAAGACUCCACAAAUGGAAGCAACGACGCAGUCUGCAACAAACGAAUCAAAAACCACGUUUUUUAAACAAAAAGAAGCAUUUCCUACAGUAGGGCUAAACUUUGAUAAACAAGAAACGUUUCCAUGGAAGCAGUUGUACCCUGAUCUGUUUCCAGACUCGAAAGAAGAAGUCGAUGACUCUUCUAAUGAAAUACACAAUAAGAUCCAAAGAAUUGAUCUGGAUGAUGCGUAUGCAACACAUUUUACAGAUGAAGGAUUCUUCAUAAAUUUUCCAUCGGGAGUCAAAUCUGCUCUAUUUGUUAGUCUAGCUAUCAUAGCUUUAUCCAUUGUGGUAUUUUUGGCCAUAUUGGUUGUGUUUAGGUGGAUGAACAAAAAGAAUAAGUCACUGAAUUAUUGCAGUAGCUUGACAACAAAGUUUAGACCGCCUAUGUUACAAGGACGACCAACGACAGCCAUAAAGACAUUCAUGAAUGAAACGUUGGGAAGGAAGAAAAACUAUUACAAAUCAAAUCUGCAGAGUAUGUCUGACGAAAUCUGGGAUGCAAAUAAACAAAGAAAAGAUUCUUUCUGAUUAUUGCAGUUUUUCUUUUUAUAAUUUAAAAUGAAAAAUGGUUAUCAGGUAAUUUGGGAAAGAUCAGGGCCAUUUUACUAUGUUAUGUGAAAGGGACAUAUACUAUUAAAGAUUCGUGUAAGAGAUGUACUUAUGUACCCCACGAGAUUUUGAAAUAACUAUAUUUAUGUUAUUUGGUCUUUUAUUUCUAUUAAUGGGACCAGUUAAUGGCAACCAGUGUUUCCCUAGUGAAUAUUUUAUAUUUAUUACAUAAAUAAUACACUCGUGGACAAAAUUAUUGAAUAUCUUAGAAUUUUGAUUAAUCCAACCAUUUAAAUGUUUUGUACUGGUCUCUCUCUCUCUCUCUCUCUCCCUCUCCCUCUCUCCUCUCUCUCCCUCUCUCCCUCUCUCCCUUUCCUUUAAUACUGGUUGGGUACAUCAUGCUCAAAUACUCACUAACAAAUUUUCUACAUUGGUCCCUAUCUUCAGCUGUUCUAAGGAUUUCGCAGAAUGGUCAUACCAUGUGGUUGGUGACUGUCUAGAACGUUUCCAGAAACAAUUAAUCUCUCCAAAUUAUCGUCACCUCUGCGAAGACGUUACCAAAGAACUGUAGAAUUCGCCGCAGACAUGUUGUGGACAGCAUUUUUUAAUGUCAGGUUGGUUUAGAAUGGAAACGUUUAUCCGAUGAGCUGUCCCAGCAUUCUUCUUCAACACCAAGUCUCAAAGGCAUACAUUUAAUUGCAUUAUUGAACGCGAACAGUCCAGGACUCUGCCCCGUAUAGAAAUAUUGAGAAUAUAAAUGCAUUCUUUUUCUUUUGAGAGAUAGAUCUAUCUUUCCUGACUUUAGUUAGGCGGCUCAUCGUAUUUCUAGAUAUCAUCAACAUCAUCAUCAGGCAACCUCUUCCGUCCAUGCUGGACAUAGGUCUCUCCCAUUUUUUUGCUACUCUCCACGGUUCUGUACGUCUUGUUGCCAUUUCUUGGACAUUCGUUUAAUGUCGUCCUACAGCGUCUUGGUGGUCGUCCUCUGCUGCGUUUGUCUUCUAUUGGGCGCCAGUCAAUUAGUUUUCUGGUCCAUCUUGAGUCUCUUAGUCUCGCUGCGUGACCUGCCCAAUUCCAUUUCAGCUUGGUUAUGCGUUCGACGACAUCAAUGAUACCUGUUCUUUUCCUCGGGUCUUGGUUCCUUAUUUUAUCUUUUUUGCCACGCCGAGAAUCGAUCUUUCCAUGCGCCUUUGUGCCACUCGCAUUUUUAGUGCUGUUGUUUUUGUGAACGUGAGAGUUUCUGCUCCGUAUGUCAUAAUAGGAAAAACGCAUUGGUCAAAUGUCUUCCGUUUCAUAGCUAUAGGGACGUGGCUCUUAAAGAUGUCUCUUAACAAACCAUAGCCCGCCCAAGCAAGUGUUAUUCGUCGUUGAAAUGCACAAGUCUGACUAUCCUUGCUUUUAUUCUGACUUCAUGGUCGAGAUAUAUGUACUUUUCUGAAAAUUCCAGCACUUGAUUUUGGAUGCUUAGGUGUUCACUGGGAACUAAAUUUGUCAUAAAUUUGGUUUUACUGAGGUUCAUUGUUAGAACUAUUGUUAAACAUACAUUUUCUAAUUCUUGUAGCAUUUGUUAUGCUUCACCCUGAUCUUCGGUGAACCUUCAUACCCUUCAUUUUAAAAGCUAAAUAUUAAGUACUAAAAAUUCCUCCUAAAUGUGCCAAUAGCCUUCCUUACAAAUCUUUAAUUUUCAAAUCUACUGGGAGACAUACGACAUAUUUUUUCUAAAUGUGUUGAAUCUCGUGAAACAAAUAUAACUGUUGCAAAAGGUGUUCUUUUUAACAUAAAAAUUUACUUUUCUAAUUUAUUUUAUUUAUGUGAUUAUAUGUGCAAUAUUAUAAAAGUUAUAUGCUUAGGCUUAACAAGUGGUAGUUGUGUCUUUUUCGAUUUGUAUUAUUUAAUAAUUUCUUCUCAUUAUUUUUAUUAUCAACAUCAACAUGGUCGGAAAAUUUUAAAAGCUAAAUAAAGCAUAACAGGUUUAUGUUUCUAAAAGUCGAUUAUUACAUACAACAUCAAAGGAAGUAUAAACAAUUUUUCUUAAUAAUAUUUUUGUAAAUAAUUUUGGAAGAUAUAUUCACGAAACUGUAGAAAAAACUUUCUUGUAAUUAAGAAUAAUAUUUUAUAAAUGUUUGACAUCGGUUGUACUAGCAUAUGUAAAUAUUUUCUUUGUAUGUUAAACUUAAUUUCGUAUGUUCUGAUAUACUUAUGCACAUCCCAUUUUAAAGAAAGAUGUGAUUAAAUGAGUAAAAUGGAAAAAACACAAUGGACAGAUCAGGUGUUUUGAAGCUAUAUGAUUAGAAAUUAUUGUCCUUACUUUUGAAUGGCCACCUAAGAGGCGGAUAUGAAAGUUAUUACAAUGUUGGGGAACAAUAUUAUAAAAUUAGAGCAGAAAAAGAAAACAUAAAAACGCAUAAAACCUGGAAGGCAAUUUAUUAUAUUUGACUCUGGCUAAAGAACACAAUCUCAUAAACAAUAAUUAUAAACUAGUUUGAGACUGUAUUAGACCAACAACUGAGAAAAUCAUAUGAUCAAACAUAAUAAUGUCGAUAAGACAACUUUGGAAUCAAUUUUUAUAGCUGGUUAUUAAUUCCGAUUUCAUUAUUUUUCCCUA